GGCGGAGUCCGGAGUCCCGGCGUUCUGGCAGCACCAGAGUCCUGCAGCAGAGACAGGCUGGGCUGGCACUCACCCACGACCCCCCUUCCCUCCUAUGAUGGUCCGUCAGUAGCAGGUCCUAGACCCCCCGGGGGCACGUGGGCAGAGCUAGCAGCAGGCAGGUGCGCGGAACCACUAGAGCUCUAGGGCACUCUGGGGGCAGCUCUGCCUGCUGCCCUCUCUGGUGCCUGUGGAGAUGCCUAACUGACAGGAGAGUUAGUGAGGACAAGAACGCUCCCUUUUGGCCCAGAUCUGCUGUAUCCAUGGCUCUGCUGGCCAACCUGCUGCCCCUGUGCUGCUUGGCACUUCUGGCGCUGCCGGCCCAGAGCUGCGGGCCGGGCCGGGGGCCGGUUGGCCGGCGCCGCUAUGUGCGCAAGCAGCUCGUGCCGCUACUCUACAAGCAAUUUGUGCCUGGAGUGCCCGAGCGGACCCUGGGCGCCAGUGGGCCAGCCGAGGGAAGGGUGGCAAGGGGCUCCGAGCGCUUCCGAGACCUCGUGCCCAACUACAACCCCGACAUCAUCUUCAAGGAUGAGGAGAACAGUGGCGCCGACCGUCUGAUGACUGAGCGUUGUAAGGAGAGAGUAAAUGCGUUGGCCAUUGCCGUAAUGAACAUGUGGCCCGGAGUGCGCCUACGAGUGACUGAGGGCUGGGACGAGGACGGCCACCACGCUCAGGAUUCACUCCACUACGAAGGCCGUGCUUUGGACAUCACCACGUCUGACCGCGACCGCAACAAGUAUGGGUUGCUGGCGCGCCUCGCAGUGGAAGCCGGGUUCGACUGGGUCUACUACGAGUCCCGCAACCACGUCCACGUGUCGGUCAAAGCUGAUAACUCACUGGCGGUCCGGGCGGGCGGCUGCUUUCCGGGAAAUGCCACGGUGCGCCUGAGGAGCGGCGAGCGGAAGGGGCUGCGGGAACUGCAUCGCGGAGACUGGGUUUUGGCGGCCGAUGCGUCAGGCCGGGUGGUGCCCACGCCGGUGCUGCUCUUCCUGGACCGGGACUUGCAGCGCCGGGCUUCAUUUGUGGCUGUGGAGACCGAGCGGCCCCCACGCAAACUGUUGCUCACGCCCUGGCACCUGGUGUUUGCCGCUCGAGGGCCGGCGCCCGCGCCAGGCGACUUUGCACCAGUGUUCGCGCGCCGGCUACGAGCUGGGGACUCGGUGCUGGCGCCAGGCGGGGACGCGCUUCGGCCGGCGCGCGUGGCCCGCGUGGCGAGAGAGGAAGCCGUGGGCGUGUUCGCGCCGCUCACCGCGCACGGGACGCUGCUGGUCAACGAUGUCCUGGCCUCGUGCUACGCGGUUCUGGAGAGUCAUCAGUGGGCGCACCGCGCUUUUGCCCCCUUGCGCCUGCUGCACGCGCUGGGGGCGCUGCUCCCCGGCGGGGCUGUCCAGCCGACUGGCAUGCACUGGUACUCUCGGCUCCUCUACCGCUUGGCAGAGGAGCUGCUGGGCUGAGCGUCCCAGGCAUAGAAACCUCGAGGCGCCCAAGGAAACGGGGGCCUGCUGGGUGAGAUGUGGGGGUGUGGGCAGCAGAGGAAGCCAAUUGGGAGGGAAAGAGAGGGAGGGGAGGGAGAAAAUGGGGCUAUGUGGAAACUGUCUGGCUUAGGGGUAACCUCGAACUGAGAGGAGGUGAUCCCGGGUCUGAUCUGGUGUGCAUUCCUUAAGGAGGACUAUUUAGGCUCUUCUCCAGUGCCUCAGCCCCACCCGAUAAUUUUAUUUCUUAUUUAUAAAUUGUAAUAUAAUGCUCCUCAUGCCCAGCCUCCCAAGGUGACGGGCUGGGGCAUGGCAUUAACACUGUCUGACACAGCCAGCCAGUCUGACAUCUGACAUUUUCCUGCAGGUGGGCUAAUAAAGGGAAGGCUUUCGGGAGCUUAC
Saimiri boliviensis boliviensis (Bolivian squirrel monkey) is the source of this 1913-nucleotide messenger RNA. It is a transcript of the gene DHH, whose product is annotated as desert hedgehog signaling molecule. NCBI's taxonomy places the organism in Eukaryota, Metazoa, Chordata, Mammalia, Primates, Cebidae. The record is from RefSeq and is a predicted model, not a curated record. Gene Ontology annotation, molecular function: patched binding; calcium ion binding. Gene Ontology annotation, biological process: smoothened signaling pathway; protein autoprocessing; intein-mediated protein splicing.